AUGGCUAGGAAUGGGAAAGUUCAUCCGGUGAUCUCGGCAAACAACGACCAAGAUUACCGUCGUGAGUGCGUGGAGUUGAAAGGGAUGAAUCAUGUAACGAAGUCGAGGAAAAGAACUUCGACAGCUUCAAGUGAAAACUGGCAGAAAGUUUCCAAAGAGGUCAUGGCAUUUUCGCGGUGGAAAGGUUACACACGCUCUAUGAGAUCACUGGCUGGGGAGAAAAACUCUUCCGCAUUGAAUAAUAACAAUCGAGCUACGCGAGUUUACUCGAGAUCAAGUUCGUACAAGGAAAGAGAAAUGAACUGUGUAUUGGAUAGUGAUGUCGAGGAUUUAGGAAAUGAGCGACUUUCCAUGUAUGAUACAAAUGCUUAUAUGAAACCAAUGCCUGCUGUAAAUCAAGGCGAACCCACACAUCCUUCGAUCGCAGCCAGCAGAGCAUUGAUCAUCUACUUCGCCAAACUGGCCAAGCAAAGCAUUGAGACGGAACAAGAGCUUGAUUUUGAGUUUAUAGAAGGACUGCUUGGUGAAGGAGCUGACAUAAACUUUACUGAUAGGCACGGACAGAGUGUUAUGCAUGAAGUUGCUCGAAUCUGGCACGUGGAUGUUGCCAGGUUUGUUUUGGAAAAUGGUGGAGACGUAAACAAAACAGACGAGUUUGGACGGACGCCACUACAUAUUGCUGCAUCAAUUGAUUAUCCUGAGAUGGUAGAGUUUCUAGUUACCAGCAAAGCUGAUCUGCAUGCCAUCACAUUUGGAGAGUUACAAACACCCACUCACUAUGCUGCUAAAAAUGAUGCAUCUAAAGCACUGAGAAUGCUUCUUAAGCUGGGAGGCAGGAUGGAUGAUACAGACUACAAAAGACGCACUCCUCUGCUUGUAGCAGCUGAGUUAGAUCGAUCAGAAACAGCCAAAUAUUUAAUAGAUCAAGGCGCAGCUGCUGGUGUUCAAGACAGUGCAGGCAGCUCAGUUAUGUCUUUCAUGAUCUCCAAAAUGCCUCCUGUCGCAAAAGAAGCCUUGGAUCAGUUUCACACAACAGACCGGGGUAACCGCCGGCAGUACUUCUACCUGAAUCAUCUGGAACCUUAUCUGCCGAACGAAAACGGUGCAUACGUUUCUUGCGCUAGAUCACCGCUUCACUGUGUGGUAUAUUACAAACAAAUGGAACUUAUAAUGCACCCAGUUUUCAAACGGCUUCUUGAUGUAAAGUGGGACCAAUUUGGCUGGCGUGGAACAAUAAAGAACAUUUUUGUGCACGCGUUUUUCGUGUUAAUAUGGACAGCGCUAGGUGUGACUCUUCAUUUCGGAGACGAUUCGAUUACGAACUAUUACAAACCUCCCAGAGAUUAUAUAUGGCGAAUUGUUCUGGAGAGUUUAGCUUGUUGCAUGACUCUGUACUUUAUUUGCCUGGAGUUUCAGGAGAUCAGUGCUUCGAAGAAGUCGCACCGAAACUGGAAAAGAUGGAGGAUUGAUGAGCUCGAGAAAGACCUACAGUUUUCUCAUCCGCGUUGGCCAGAAGAGAGAAAGUACCUUGAAAUGGAACGCAACGACAUCUUAGAUUCAGGAAUUUCUUACUUUAAUGACGCUUGGAAUUACUUUGAUUGGGUGACAUACGGCUGGAUUCUGGGAAUAAUUGUGACUCGUAUUUUUGCUGUUGUGUUAGCCAGCGAUGUAGCUCGCUCCCUUCAUCCAAAAGUGUUCGCUAUUGCACUGAUUUUCAUCUGGCUUCGACUGAUGAAAGUUUUCCGCGCUUUCAUUACACUGGGACCGUUCAUUGUUAUGAUCGGACAUAUCAUUGAUGAUACUCUUAAGUUUGGCUUCCUUUAUUUUAUAUUAUAUGUACCUUAUGUCUGUGCGUUUUGGAUGACAUUCGGAGGCGCAGAGAACGCUGCAGUUAUGAGAGCCAACGGGUUGGACGGUGACGGAUGGGAGAACUUUAACGAUCUUAUGUAUUCCGUGUGGCAGUUGACAGUUGUAGGGAAUUACCCCUGGGAUUCCCUGCUUGUGGUAGACCGGUUAAUGGCGCAGAUUCUCUGCGGAACUUACCUAGCAGUGUCAGCUAUUGUGAUGAUAAAUCUUUUCAUUGCGCUGAUGUCGGACACGUUUCAGCGUGUUUAUGACAACGCCAAAGCGAACGCAGCCAUGCAGCGCGCAAGCACCAUACUGACUAUGGAAGAGAAUAUGGGAGACAAGACUCGAGAAAGAUACAGGAGACUGAUUCAUGAGAGAUUCUCUCCUGAGGAAAUGUAUUAUGAUGAUGACUCCACCCAGCCUGGUUCUGGUGAGUUGGAACGAAUGACGCAUCAAAUCAAAGACGUGGUUGAUGAAGUGUUCGAAAUGCUACAACCGCUGAACCGCAACGGAUCAGGAAAGACGGCAGAUAAAAGCACCAAACGAGAGAUUGAACGCUUGCGAUCUGACCUCGCAGAAGUUUCCAACCGACAUGAGCAGACUGUGAAAGAGAUGAGAAACGAAGUGGCAGAGAUGAAAGCUUUGUUGAUUCGUGUUUUGGAGCGAGGUUCAGUACCAUCACUACCAUCUGUCCGAUCUCUUCACGAUCAAACUCAAAUUCCUGAACGCCACUCCCCAAACGAGGCACGAAAUCCUUCGAAAAGGUCAGCGAGUAAUCGUUCGCACCGAAAACGGCAUCGACGGCAGCAUAGCUUUCCGAGUGAUGACGAAGUUGAUCACGGGGAUUACCAAGGAUUGCCACUGACCAAUGACAUUGGAGGCGAUGCGAAUGAGUUGCCUAGUGUGCGGGUGUUGACUACGCGCGCUACAGCUCGUAAACAGCAAAGAGACGAAUAAGAUCACAGCUGAACAAACGAAGUAAAAUAAAGAUAAACCGCACGUUAGCUAAAACUGGAUACACAAAAACAUUAAUAUUAAAAAAUGACAGACAAAUAAGGGGAAAUUCUUACUUAAUCCGAGUUACAGCACAAAUAUGGAAUAGAACCAAGCGAGUGCAGUGUUUGGCCCCGCGGCAUAAAAAUGUCGUACCUCGACAAUCCGGCCUUUUCCAGUUGAGUGUUUCUUCAUAGUUUGUCGUGUAAUUUCGGGAUUGGUUUACUCCGUGUCAAGAGAGAUCCUUUAACUAAAGCUAUGUUAUAUGAAAUAUCCGCUCAACCAAUCGGUUCCGUCGAAAACGCAUUUCGUAACUGAGUUGUCGGUGAAAAGCGACUUGUACGAGAAUGGUCAACAUUUAUGUUAAAACCAAAAUGACAUUUUUUUAACGGAUGUAUAGUUUUGUAAAAGCACGAGAGGCUUUUUAAACAAUGGAUGUAUUUUUAUAAAAUGGAGAGAAAGUUGUCAACUUACUCUAUUUUUCGGUAUCAUAUACAAUAUAUAGUGUGAAGAAUAUAAAAAUAAAUUGCUUAAACUUGAUCAGCA
Pocillopora damicornis (cauliflower coral) is the source of this 3387-nucleotide messenger RNA. RefSeq lists its product as uncharacterized. The record is from RefSeq and is a predicted model, not a curated record. NCBI's taxonomy places the organism in Eukaryota, Metazoa, Cnidaria, Anthozoa, Scleractinia, Pocilloporidae. Gene Ontology annotation, molecular function: calcium channel activity; protein binding. Gene Ontology annotation, cellular component: plasma membrane. Gene Ontology annotation, biological process: calcium ion import across plasma membrane.